Messenger RNA from Coregonus sp. 'balchen', 1654 nucleotides. Lineage: Eukaryota; Metazoa; Chordata; Actinopteri; Salmoniformes; Salmonidae. The record is from the annotation of a GenBank genome assembly.
AUUCCUCCACUCUUCCACAGCUCUUAUUCAGAAGUGUCAGACAUCAGUUCUGCUGUUGUUAUAGAUGGUUCAGUCUCAAAGUUCUCUCUCACAGGUAAGAGGUGGCCACCUAUUCGAGACCUAUUCAGACUUUUAUUAUUUACUUUUAUUAUAUUUGAUCAAUAAACAUUUAAAGAUAAAAUGCACUUGUGAGAUUCAAUAAGGUUAUAUGGAGAGGAAUCAUAAUUGUGUUUCAGAUCAUUUAUUUGGCUCCAUAGUUUACUCUCUAAUCAGUUACGGUUUAGAUCUAUUUUGAUUAUGUUUUCCUGAUGGAAAAGGUUGUUGUAAUAAUUCUGUAAUAACAGAAGACCAGACACUUUUUGAAUUAUUUUUUGGUAUUGAAGUUUGAUGGAAUGAUUUAAUGAAUGUGUGAUCUUUUGGGAAUUAGUAAUUGUUUGAAUACAAGCAUUUGUUCUGUACAAUGAUGAGAACAGCUUAAGAACUGUCUUUCAAAGCAAACCAAAGCCAUGAGUGGUUUAUUGAAGAUGUCCUCUGAUCUCUGUCUUUGUAGAUAAGUCACCAUGCCUACAUUCGUCAUUGAUCAGCCUCUUCCCGUCAUGGAGUCCAAGGAGUCUGACCAGUGGAGUUCCGGAAUCUGUGACUGCACCGAUGACAUGGCAGACUGUUAGUGUGUGUGUGUGCCUGACGUGCAUCAUAUAUUUGUGCAUGUUUGUGUGUGAUCACAUUUGUUUGUGUAUAUUUGUAUAUUUGUAUGUUAGAGUGUUAAAAAUUCAUAGUUUUAUAAGUUUAUGUUCUCGAUUGGUGCUUCAUUCACUUUGGCCAGGCUGUUUUGGAUGCUGGUGUUGUCCCUGCCAUGCCUGUAUACAUUCAAGGGAGUACGGACAGUGUCUUUGUCUCCCUCUGCUGGACAUCUUCGGCAUCAUCCCACCCAUCACAAUGUCCAUGAGGGUGUCCAUGCGCCAGCGCUACGGCAUCAAAGUAAGUACAUUUAAAGUUGGCUUCUUCUGGAAAAAAAUAUUACAUUUACUGAACUCGGAUAAAGUACAUUACGAUACACAUUUUGUCAUCCAACCACUGACCUAGUGCACCGUGCUAUUCAUAGGUUUAAUUGUUAGUGAACAUUUUCCCUUCUCUAGGAAUUAAUAACUUUCUUGUGUUGGGCCAUUCCAAUGUCUGCUAUAUGACUGCCUGUAUGACCAUUGUUGUAAGAUUGCUGACUGUCUCCAGGGCAACUUCUGUAACGACUGUGUGAACGCCACCUUCUGCAACUGCUGUGUCUGGUGCCAGAUGUCCAGAGAGAUGAAGAGCCGCAACAUCCCCAUUGUCUUGAUCAGUGCUAGGAACGAAUGACCAACAUGACACCAUAACCUCAAGGUUACCGUAGUCAUCACAAUACCAUAGCCAUAACCUUUUUCAGAGUGAUGUUUCUGUGUUUUAUAGGAUGUAUAUUAUUCCUACAUGCCUGAAUUGUCUGUUUGUUUGUCAAGAAGUUAUUGUAAACUGUGUAUAUUAAAACAAGAUUUUGUAUGCUUAAAAAUGAUGUAUACACAUCUUUCUAUGAAAUAUUAUGCCUACAAUAAGGACAUAAAUCAAUAUAUAUUUUUAUUAUAUAAAAUAUAUACAUAAAAUAAAUGAGGACCACCACAGGAAUGGA